This is a messenger RNA of Mustela erminea (ermine), 8372 nucleotides long. RefSeq names its product tenascin C (gene TNC). The transcript is spliced from 29 exons. Lineage: Eukaryota; Metazoa; Chordata; Mammalia; Carnivora; Mustelidae. Gene Ontology annotation, molecular function: protein binding. The record is from RefSeq and is a predicted model, not a curated record. Bases 857 to 7735 code for a protein of 2292 amino acids.
ACCGCCCCAGGCUUCUGCAGGGCUUUAGGUCCUCUUUCCAGGAACUGGGCUCAGCCCCUUUCCUUUUGGAGGUGCCACUGAGCAGCUGCGGAGCAGAGCCCCAGCGCGCCGCGAGCCCAGGGUAGCGGUGGCGUUUCCAGCCCGCCUGAGCAGCAGAGCCAGAGCUGCCGGUCCUGCGCCCUCUCAUUCCCUGGGCUUCUGUCUCACAAUGAGAAAAUCCGUUUGGGGAGCCAAGCAAAAAUCACACCUAGCUUACAGCUGCUCUGGGUCUGGGUUGGGGGUGGAGAAGGGGAGGAGGCAGAGGAGGGAAGCUGGAAUUCCUACUUUUGCCAUAAAUUGUAUGCAAAUGGGUUCCUUUCCUGGCAGGGAGCAGGGAGUGAGUGAGUCUUUCAUGAGCUAACCCUGUUCCGCUGGGAGGGCUGUUCCUUUAAUUCACCAACUGAAAAAGUAGGAAAGGAUGUCUGGAGGCGAGGCGUCCCAUUACAGAGGCAGGAGCUGCUAUAUAAGCCAGCCAAAGCUGGCUGCGCUGGCCACAGCCUGCCUACUGUCACUGCUCUCCCGCGAGCGCAGACUCACGCCGGCCUCUCUUCGCACAAAGACUGUGUGGCUGCGGGUGACGCUGGGGGCAGCGCACGUGGGAGCCCCGCUGCUCACAGCCAGGCACUGACUCCAUGGAGCUGGUUCAUUCAAGGAUCUAGGUCCUUCCCAACUCCGGAGAGAAGAGAAUUCCUUUGAGAAGAUCAGGAACCCACUCAUCUGGAUUCUCCUCUGUGCUUCCACAUCCGCACUUCUGCCUGAGACUGAGACACCCUAGGAGCGAAAGCACAAAAACCCCCUAGCCAAAUCCACCUCCACCAUGGGGGCCAUGACCCGGCUGUUGGCGGGCAUCUUCCUAGCCUUGUUCACCCUCACAACUGAAGGUGGGGUCCUCAAGAAAGUCAUCCGGCACAAGCGACAAAGCGGGGUCAAUGUCACUCUGCCAGAGGAACAGCAGCCGGUAGUGUUUAACCACGUCUACAACAUCAAGCUGCCUGUCGGUUCCCAGUGCUCAGUGGAUCUGGAAUCAGCCAGUGGAGAGAAGGACCUGGCCCCACCAUCAGAGCCCACUGAGAGCUUCCAGGAGCACACGGUCGACGGGGAAAACCAGAUCGUCUUCACACACCGCAUCAACAUCCCCCGCCGAGCCUGCGGUUGCGCGGCGGCUCCCGACGUCAAGGAGCUUCUGAAUAGACUGGAGGAGCUGGAGACCCUGGUGUCUUCCCUGCGGGAGCAGUGCACCAUGGGAGCCGGCUGCUGUCUCCAGCCUGCUGAAGGCCGCCUGGACACGAGACCCUUCUGCAGCGGCCGAGGAAACUUCAGCGCGGAAGGCUGCGGCUGUGUGUGCGAGCCUGGAUGGAAGGGCCCCAACUGCUCGGAGCCCGAAUGUCCUGGCAACUGUCACCUGCGCGGCCAGUGCGUGGAUGGACAGUGCGUGUGCGACGAGGGCUUCACGGGGGAGGACUGCAGCCAGCCGGCCUGCCCCGGCGACUGCAACGACCAGGGCAAGUGCGUGGGCGGGGUCUGCGUGUGUUUCGAAGGCUACGCGGGGGCCGACUGCAGCCGGGAGCUGUGCCCGGUGGCGUGCAGCGAGGAGCACGGCCGCUGCGUGGACGGCCGCUGCGUGUGCCAGGACGGCUUCGCGGGCGACGACUGCAACGAGCCCCUCUGCCUCAACAACUGCCACGGCCGCGGGCGGUGCGUGGAGAACGAGUGCGUGUGCGACGAGGGCUUCACCGGGGAGGACUGCAGCGAGCUCAUCUGCCCCAACGACUGCUUCGACCGUGGCCGCUGCGUCAACGGCACCUGCUACUGCGAGCAGGGCUUCACGGGCGAGGACUGCGGCCAGCUCAGCUGCCCGAAUGCCUGCACCGGCCACGGCCGCUGCGAGCAGGGCCAGUGUGUGUGCGACCCGGGCUUCGCCGGGCCUGACUGCAGCGAGAAGAGGUGUCCCGCCGACUGCAACCAGCACGGCCGCUGCGUGGACGGCCAGUGUGAGUGUGACGCCGGCUUCACGGGAGCGGACUGCGGUGAGCUCCAGUGUCCCAAUGGCUGCAGCGGUCACGGCCGCUGCGUCAACGGGCAGUGCGUGUGCGACGAGGGCCACACCGGGGAGGACUGCGGCCAGCUGCGGUGCCCCAACGACUGUCACAGCCGGGGCCGCUGCGUCCGGGGCAAGUGCGUGUGCGAGCCGGGCUUCCAGGGCUACGACUGCAGCGACAUGAGCUGCCCCAACGACUGCCACCAGCACGGCCGCUGCGUGAACGGCAUGUGUGUCUGCGACGACGGCUACACCGGGGAAGACUGCCGGGACCUGCGCUGCCCCCGGGACUGUAGCAGCCGCGGCCGCUGCGUGGACGGGCGCUGCGAGUGUGAGCACGGCUUCACCGGCCCCGACUGCGCAGAGCUCGCGUGCCCCGACGACUGCCACGGCCAAGGCCGCUGUGUGAACGGGCAGUGCGUGUGCCACGAGGGUUUCAUGGGCGCCACGUGCCAGGAGCGGAGGUGUCCCGGCGACUGCCACGGCCGCGGCCGCUGCGAGGACGGGCAGUGCAUCUGCCAGGAGGGCUUCGCGGGCCCCGACUGCGGGCGGCGCUCCUGCCCCAAUGACUGCAGCGGCUGGGGCCAGUGCGUGGAGGGCCGCUGCAUCUGCAGCGAGGGCUACUCCGGGGACGACUGCUCCGAGGUGUCCCCUCCUAAAGACCUCAUCGUGACAGAAGUGACUGAAGAGACUGUAAACCUGGCCUGGGACAACGAGAUGCGGGUCACGGAGUACCUGGUCAUGUACACGCCCACCCACGAGGACGGCCUGGAAAUGCAGUUCCGCGUGCCCGGGGACCAGACAUCCACCACUAUCCGGGAGCUGGAGCCAGGCGUGGAGUACUUUAUCCGCGUCUUCGCCAUCCUGGAAAACAAAAAGAGCAUUCCCGUCAGCGCCAGGGUGGCCACGUACCUGCCUGCCCCUGAAGGCCUAAAGUUCAAGUCCAUCAAAGAGACAUCUGUGGAAGUGGAGUGGGAUCCUCUGGACAUUGCUUUUGAAACGUGGGAGAUCAUCUUUCGGAAUAUGAAUAAGGAAGAUGAGGGAGAGAUCACCAAAAGCCUGAGGAGGCCAGAGACCACAUACCGGCAGACAGGCCUAGCUCCGGGACAAGAAUAUGAGAUCUCUCUGCACAUCGUGAAAAACAAUACGCGGGGCCCAGGCCUGAAGAGGGUGACCACCACCCGCUUGGAUGCCCCCAGCCAGAUCGAGGUGAAAGAUGUGACAGACACCACAGCCCUGAUCACUUGGUUCAAGCCUCUGGCCGAGAUCGAUGGCAUUGAGCUCUCCUACGGGAUCAAAGAUGUGCCUGGUGACCGCACCACCAUUGAUCUCACCCAGGAUGAGAACCAGUACUCCAUCGGUAACCUGAAGCCGGACACCGAGUAUGAGGUGUCCCUCAUCUCCCGCAGAGGUGACAUGUCCAGCAACCCGGCCAAGGAGACCUUCACAACAGGCCUGGAUGCUCCUAGGAAUCUCCGUCGCGUCUCCCAGACGGACAACAGCAUCACCCUGGAAUGGAAGAACGGCAAGGCGGCCCCUGACAGUUACAGAAUUAAGUAUGCACCCAUCUCGGGAGGUGACCAUGCCGAGGUCGAAGUCCCACGGAGCCAGCAAGCCACCACCAAAGCCACGCUCAUAGGUUUGAGGCCGGGAACUGAAUAUGGGAUCGGAGUGUCUGCUGUGAAGGCUGACAAGGAGAGCGACCCAGCCACCAUCAAUGCGGCCACAGACAUGGAUGCACCCAGGGACCUGCGCGUUUCUGAAACCACAGAGACCAACCUGACCCUGCUCUGGAGGAGGCCUUUAGCCAAAUUUGACCAUUACCGCCUCAACUAUAGCCUGCCCUCUGGCCAGCCGGUGGACGUGAAGCUUCCUAGAGAUACCACGUCCUAUGUCCUGAGAGGCCUGGAACCCGGGAAGGAAUACAGCAUCCUCCUCAUCGCCGAGAAGGGCAGACAGAAGAGCAAACCCGCACGAGUAAAGGCAUCCACAGGCCAUGCCCCUGAACUGGAAAACCUCACCGUGACCGAGGUUGGCUGGGAUGGCCUCCAACUCAACUGGACCGCAACUGACCAGGCCUAUGAGCACUUUGUCAUUCAGGUGCAGGAGGCCAACGGGGUGGAAGCAGCUCAGAACCUCACGGUACCCGGCAGCCUGCGGGCUGUGGACCUCCCAGGCCUCAAGGCCGCCACCCCGUAUAAAGUCACCAUCUACGGGGUGAUCGGGGGCUAUAGGACACCGGUGCUCUCUGCUGAGGCCUCCACAGGGGCAACUCCCGGUCUGGGAGAGGUCGCUGUGUCCGAGGUACGCUGGGAUGCCCUCAGGCUCAACUGGACUGCUCCGGAAGGAGCCUAUGAACAGUUUUUCAUUCAGGUGCAGGAGACUGAUGCGGUCGAGGCGGCCCAGAACCUCACAGUCCCGGGAGGACUGAGGUCCGUGGACCUGCCUGGGCUCAAAGCAGCCACUCACUAUAGCGUCACCAUCCGUGGGGUCACGCGGGACUUCAGCACGACUCCUCUCUCUGUUGAAGUCUUGACAGAGGAGCUCCCCCAGCUUGGGGACUUAGCCGUGACCGAGGUUGGCUGGGAUGGCCUCCAACUCAACUGGACCACAACUGACCAAGCCUAUGAGCACUUUGUCAUUCAGGUGCAGGAGGCCAACGGGGUGGAGGCAGCUCAGAACCUCACGGUGCCCGGCAGCCUGCGGGCUGUGGACGUCCCAGGCCUCAAGGCCGCCACCCCUUAUAGAGUCACCAUCUACGGGGUGAUCGGGGGCUAUAGGACACCGGUGCUCUCUGCUGAGGCCUCCACAGCCGCAGGACCUGAAAUUGGAAACCUAACUGUUUCUGACAUAACUCCUGAGAGCUUCAAUCUCUCCUGGACAGCCACCGUCGGGGCCUUCGAGACCUUUACCAUUGAAAUUGUUGAUUCCAAUAGGUUCUUGGAGACGAUGAAAUACAAUAUCUCUGGUGCUGAACGAACUGCCCACAUCUCAGGGCUACCCCCUAAUAAUCACUUUGUUAUCUACCUCUCGGGACUCGCUCCCAGUGCCCGGACUCAGAUCGUCACCUCGGCCACCACAGUAGCCGAACCUCUCCUUAGCCACCUCACUAUCUCAAAUGUGACCUGGGCCAGUGUGUCUCUGUCGUGGAAAGCCCAGGAGGCUACCUUUGAUAGCUUUCUUAUAGAAAUUAGGAAUUCUGACCCCCGCCAGGAAACAGUGGUACACUCUCUGCCCGCAGCAUCUCGCAGCUCUGUCAUCGCCAACCUCAAUGCUUCUUCUAAUUACACUGCCCACCUUCAUGGGCUGAUUGGCGGGCACCGUGUUCAGACUCUGACGGCCCAGGCAACCACAGAGCCAGAGCCACAGUUGGGCACGCUAAUCCUUAGCAAUAUUACUCCUGACAGCUUCAACGUGUCCUGGACCGCUCGAGCCGGGCCUUUUGCAAAGAUUGUUGUCAAUGUUAGCGAUUCUCACUCGCUGUAUGAGCCCCAGCAGCUGACAGUCUCAGGAGACACACAGCACGCUCACGUCACGGGCUUGGUGGAGAACACCGGCUAUGUCGUUAGUGUGGCGGGGACCACCUGGGCCGGGGACCCCACCAAGCCCCUCACGGCCUUUGUCACGACAGAGGCCCUGCCCCUUCUGGAAAACCUAACCAUUUCCGACAUUAAUCCCUACGGGUUCACAGUUUCCUGGAUGGCAUCGGAGAAUGCCUUUGACAGCUUCCUAGUAACGGUGGUGGAUUCUGGGAAGCUGCUGGACCCCCAGGAAUUCACACUUUCAGGAAACCAGAGGAAGCUGGAGCUUAGAGGCCUCAUAACUGGCAUUGGCUAUGAGGUUAUGGUCUCUGGCUUCACCCAAGGGCACCAAACCAAGCCCUUGAGGGCUGAGAUUGUUACAGAAGCCGAGCCAGAGGUGGAUAAUCUUCUGGUUUCAGAUGCCACCCCAGAUGGUUUCCGUCUGUCCUGGACAGCUGAUGAAGGGGUCUUCGACAGUUUUGUUCUCAAAAUCAGAGAUACCAAAAAGCAGUCUGAGCCACUGGAAAUAACCCUACUUGCCCCCGAACGAACCAGGGACAUAACUGGUCUCAGAGAGGCCACCGAGUAUGAGAUUGAGCUCUAUGGAAUAAGCAGUGGAAGGCGAUCCCAACCAGUCCGUGCCUUAGCAACCACAGCCAUGGGCUCUCCGAAGGAGAUCAGUUUUUCAGACAUCACUGAAGAUUCGGCUGCUGUCAGCUGGAUGGCGCCCUCUGCCCAGGUGGAGAGCUUCCGGGUUACCUACGUGCCCAUUGCAGGAGGGACACCGUCAGUGGUAACCGUGGAUGGAACCAAGACUCGGACCAGGCUAGUGAGGCUCUUACCGGGAGCAGAGUACCUUGUCAGUGUUGUCGCCAUGAAGGGCUUCGAGGAAAGCGAACCAGUCUCGGGAUCAUUCGCCACAGCUCUGGAUGGCCCAUCUGGCCUGGUGACAUCCAACAUCACCGACACGGAAGCCCUGGCCAUGUGGCAGCCAGCCCUCGCCCCCGUGGAUAGUUACGUCAUCUCCUACACAGGGGAGAGAGUGCCAGAAAUUACGCGCACAGUGUCCGGGAACACGGUGGAGUACACUCUGACCGACCUCGAGCCUGCCACGGAGUACACACUGAGGAUUUUUGCAGAGAAAGGACCCCAGAAGAGCUCCGUCAUCACUGCCAAGUUCACAACAGACCUUGAUUCUCCAAGGGACUUGACUGCUACUGAAGUUCUGUCGGAAACUGCCCUCCUCACCUGGAGAGCCCCCCGGGCGUCAGUCACCGGUUACCUACUGGUGUAUGAAUCUGUCGAUGGCACAGUCAAGGAAGUCAUUCUGGGUCCAGAAACCACCUCCUAUAGCCUGGCGGAGCUGAGCCCCUCCACCCACUACACGGCCAAGAUCCAGGCACUGAACGGGCCCCUGAGGAGCAAGUUGGUCCAGACUGUCUUUACCACAACUGGGCUCCUGUACCCAUUCCCCCGGGACUGCUCCCAAGCAAUGCUAAAUGGGGACACCACCUCUGGACUCUAUACCAUUUACCUGAAUGGUGAUAAGGCUCAGGCUCUGGAAGUCUUCUGUGACAUGACCUCUGAUGGGGGUGGAUGGAUCGUGUUCCUGAGACGCAAGAAUGGACGUGAGGAUUUCUAUCGCAACUGGAAAGCCUAUGCUGCUGGAUUUGGGGACCGCAGAGAGGAGUUCUGGCUUGGGCUGGACAACCUCCACAAAAUCACAGCCCAAGGGCAGUACGAGCUCCGGGUGGACCUGCGUGACCACGGGAAGACCGCGUACGCCGUCUACGACAAGUUCAGCGUGGGGGAUGCCAAGACUCGCUACAAGCUGAGGGUGGAGGGCUACAGCGGGACCGCAGGUGAUUCCAUGGCUUACCACAACGGCAGAUCCUUCUCCACCUUCGACAAGGACACGGACUCAGCCAUCACCAACUGCGCCCUGUCCUACAAGGGGGCUUUCUGGUACAAGAACUGUCACCGUGUCAACCUGAUGGGGAGGUACGGGGACAACAACCACAGCCAGGGCGUCAACUGGUUCCAUUGGAAGGGCCACGAAUAUUCCAUCCAGUUUGCUGAGAUGAAGCUGAGACCCAGCAACUUCCGAAAUCUCGAAGGCAGGCGCAAGCGGGCGUAAAUUCCAGGAAAAACUAACUGGGUGGGAGAGGAGCAGGGCCCAGAGGAAGAAGCAAAUUUUACCAAAGUCUCAAUACAACCUGUCCAACCAUCAAGCCACACCCGGGUAUUUGGCAGGAGAUAAAGGUGACCGUGGAUCAUGGGGGCCGAUGACAAGAGCACUGGCCUCCCCUUCUCUGCGAGGACUUCCUUCGCACCAAAGACAACAGUCUCCACAGGUGUCUGUUUCAUUGUUUGAAUCAGCAAACAUCUUCCAUUGACGGCAUCAAGGUGGUUGUCUUGGGUGGCUCUGGGAAUGGGAGAGGGGUCGGCUGUACCGUGGUAGUUUGUGUUAGAACCGGCUGUAUUUUACACAAAGCUGUAUAAGUAUCAUUAUUGUUGUUCGCAGUGAUUCGGUGUGUGUCAUGGGAGGCCGUUCCCCCCUCCCCGCCUUUUUUUUUUUUUUUUUUUUACAUUUCAUGCAACAAAAACCAGAAAAGCAAUACUGUUUGGAAUUUAAGGAUAUGAUUAAUAUUAUUAAUAUAAUAAUAAUGAUGAAAACUAAGAAUUUUUAAAGAGAUCUUCCUUUCCAAAACACAUCUGGACAGUACCUGAUUGUAUUUUUUUUUUUUUUUAAUAAAAGCACAAGUACUUUUAAA